GCCGCCGAGCCUGGCAGAAGUCUACUAUGCAACCGCAUACUGGAUGCCUGCUGAAAAGACAGUAGAAGUCAAAAACGUAUUGGACAGGAAUGGGGACGCCUAUGGCUUUUACAAUGACUCUAUAAAAACCACAGGCUGGGGCAUCCUGGAGAUCAGAGCGGGGUAUGGUUCUCAGACCCUGAGCAAUGAGGUCACCAUGUUUGUGGCUGGCUUUUUGGAGGGUUACCUCACUGCCCCACACAUGUAUGAUCACUUCAUUAACCUCUACCCACAGCUGAUUAAGAAACCUUCCAUCGUGGAUAAAGUACAAGAUUUUAUGGAGAAGCAAGAUCAAUGGACCCGGAAAAAUGUGAAAGCUUACAAGGAUGACCCAUUUUGGAGGCAUACAGGCUAUAUUAUAGCACAGAUGGAUGGGCUGUAUGUAGGAGCAAUGAAGAGGGCCAAGUUAGAAAGGACAAAGCCCAUGACCAUGUUCCAGAUUCAGUUCCUGAAUGCCGUCGGAGAUCUGUUGGAUCUGAUUCCCUCGGUUUCUCCCACAAAAAAUUCCAGCCUAAAGGUUUUCAAGAGAUGGGACAUGGGACAUUGCUCUGCUCUUAUUAAGGUUCUUCCUGGAUUUGAGAACGUCUAUUUUGCUCACUCAAGUUGGUACACAUACGCAGCCAUGCUCAGGAUAUAUAAACACUGGGACUUCAACAUCAAAGAUAAAGACACCAGCAGUAGUCGCCUCUCUUUCAGCAGUUACCCAGGGUUUUUGGAGUCUCUGGAUGACUUUUACAUUCUUAGCAGUGGUUUGAUAUUGCUACAGACCACAAACAGUGUGUAUAAUAAAACUCUACUAAAGCUUGUGGUACCACAGUCUCUCCUCGCAUGGCAAAGGGUCCGUGUGGCCAAUAUGAUGGCAAAUGAUGGCAGGCAGUGGGCAGAGAUCUUUUCAAACUACAACUCUGGCACCUAUAACAACCAAUACAUGGUCCUGGACUUGAAGAAGGUAAAGCCAAAGUACAGCCUUGACACAGGCACUCUGUACGUUGUGGAGCAAAUUCCUACAUAUGUAGAAUAUUCUGACCAAACUGAGAUUCUACGGAAAGGAUAUUGGCCCUCCUACAACAUUCCUUUCCAUGAAAAAAUCUACACCUGGAGUGGCUAUCCAAUGCUAGUUAAGAAGCUGGGUUUGGAGUUCUCCUAUGACAUGGCUUCACGAGCCAAAAUCUUCCGGCGUGACCAAGGGGACGUGACGGAUAUGGCAUCCAUGAAAUAUAUCAUGCGAUACAAUAAUUAUAAGAAAGAUCCUUACAGUAAGGGCGAUCCCUGCAAUACUAUCUGCUGCCGUGAAGACCUGAACUCACUUAACCCAAGUCCUGGAGGUUGCUAUGACACAAAGGUGGCAGAUAUCUACCUUGCAUCAGAGUACACGGCCUAUGCCAUUAGUGGUCCCACAGUACAAGGUGGCCUCCCUGUUUUUCACUGGAACCGUUUCAACAAAACUCUCCACAAGGGCAUGCCAGAGACCUAUGACUUUGAUUUUAUUACCAUGAAACCGAUUUUGCAACGUGACAUAAAAUGAAGGAGGGAGUUGAGGGAAUAGAAGGUUGCAAAUAAGAUUCCAAAGGCACUAUUUUAGCUAUGUUUUUCCGUUCAGAAUUAGUCCUAAUAAAAUAUGUUAAAUUCA
This is a messenger RNA of Neogale vison (American mink), 1669 nucleotides long. RefSeq names its product phospholipase B domain containing 1 (gene PLBD1). Gene Ontology annotation, cellular component: extracellular region. Gene Ontology annotation, molecular function: glycerophospholipase activity. Gene Ontology annotation, biological process: phospholipid catabolic process. The transcript is spliced from 11 exons. The coding region runs from base 44 to 1564 and encodes 506 amino acids. Lineage: Eukaryota; Metazoa; Chordata; Mammalia; Carnivora; Mustelidae. The record is from RefSeq and is a predicted model, not a curated record.